Hermetia illucens (black soldier fly) is the source of this 1715-nucleotide messenger RNA. It is a transcript of the gene Kua, whose product is annotated as plasmanylethanolamine desaturase. The annotation marks the transcript as partial. NCBI's taxonomy places the organism in Eukaryota, Metazoa, Arthropoda, Insecta, Diptera, Stratiomyidae. Gene Ontology annotation, molecular function: oxidoreductase activity. The transcript has 5 exons. The record is from RefSeq and is a predicted model, not a curated record.
UCUGAUCUGUAUUUACAGACACCAAUCAAGACAGAUCAAGAAAUUCUAGAAAAUUCCAUGUUAGAAGAUGACCCCAAUGGGAACUCGUCAAUAAAAAGCAAUACCGCAGAAAAGACAUCACCGCGAUGGGGUCCGCAGCAUAAAGGUGCACAAGAGCUAGCGAAUCUCUACAGUCCAGGAAAGCGUGCACAGGAAAUCAUUUGCGUGUAUUCAUGCAUAGCAUUAAUGGUUCUCGACUUUUUUCUAAUAAUUAAACAUUUUCGCACGGAAAGGAUAAGCGUGGCAUUCGUGGCUGCAUUCUGUGGCAUUAUUACAGCGGAUUUCGGGUCGGGUCUAGUGCAUUGGGCGGCGGAUACUUGGGGCUCGGUUGAUUUACCCAUAAUUGGAAAGGCUUUCCUGAGACCAUUCCGUGAACACCACUUGGAUCCUACGUCCAUCACAAGACAUGAUUUUAUUGAGACGAAUGGCGACAAUUUUAUGGUUGCUGUUCCGUUAUUAGCUACAUUAGCUUAUAAAUUUUUAACGCGUAGUAAUCAUGAAAUUCAACAAGACUUUGCGUGGAGUGCGUACUUGUUCCUGUGUUCGAUAUUUGUAGCAAUGACGAAUCAGAUUCACAAGUGGUCUCAUACGUACUGGGCGCUACCCCGCUGGGUGCUAUUCUUGCAGGAGAACCAUAUCAUCCUUCCGCGACGACAUCAUCGCAUCCACCAUGUUGCACCCCACGAGACGUACUUCUGCAUUACUACCGGCUGGCUGAAUUGGCCCCUCGAGAAAAUAAGGUUCUGGCCUAGUCUGGAAAUUGUUAUUGAGUAUCUGACCGGAUACAAACCGCGCGCUGACGACAUGAAGUGGGCGCAGAAAGUCGAUUAGCGAAAAUUCAAUACUUGGAGCCUUUUGUGGUGCUACCGACAUUGGAAUGGACAAAUAUCACGACCCUACCACUUUCAUUGCACAUCGAUUAUUAUUUAUACUCAUUUCAGUAAGCCGUAACCAACCAAACGUUAGAGGAGGCUCUAAUUAGGAGGAGUCAUGAGGAGCGCUGGACCACUUAUUUUUUCGCUAGGAAUUUUUUACACCCUCGAUGUAACGCAUAAGUGCCUUUUUGGUAACUCAUAGCAGGACGCGAUCCACGAUACUUACAACCAGAUAACAGCCAACUAUUAUCAUGCGACUGCAAAUAAACAGAAUAAACUACUAAGUCAUCGCCUAUUACCAUUCUAAAAUGCAAGAGAUGCAUCUUUAUCUUAAUCUUGUGUUUCCAACAACAGCAAAGAACAAAUCCUUAUGCAGAAAAACUGAUACAAAUGUUGCCUUGCUGGUCCUCGGCAAGGUGAGCGACUGCAAGUAUCGCAUGUACAAAUUUAUUUUAGAAAAUAUUGAAGCGUUGAAAAAGGAUUACUCAUUACGGGUACCUACUUGCAUAACUUUCUUGCUUAGCAAGCUUGCACUGAGGUGAUUCAACCGUAGCUGCCUACUCAAUUUGAUAUGUUCUCGGGAUAAGGAACGAGAGAAACACUUUCAUUGUUAGAAAUAUAAAUAAAACGCCUUUAAACAACAUAAAUUUAGUGAUUUAUAAAAAAAAACUAAAAUAUAAACUCUUUAUUGAAAAAUUGACCAAAAUUUUACAAAGCAAAAAUCAAAAAAAUUAAAAAUUGGAACUUAUAUCGCAAAAAGAUUAAUUAAACGAUAUCAAUUUUAUUUAUAACAAAUAAAUU